This is a messenger RNA of Triplophysa dalaica, 6292 nucleotides long. RefSeq names its product marker of proliferation Ki-67 (gene mki67). The record is from RefSeq and is a predicted model, not a curated record. Gene Ontology annotation, molecular function: protein binding. Gene Ontology annotation, biological process: regulation of chromosome segregation; regulation of mitotic nuclear division. Bases 290 to 5881 code for a protein of 1863 amino acids. The transcript has 15 exons. Lineage: Eukaryota; Metazoa; Chordata; Actinopteri; Cypriniformes; Nemacheilidae. Gene Ontology annotation, cellular component: chromosome; nucleus.
GAUGCGUCGUGUUAUUAACGAUGCGUUAUUAUACGUACAUUUAAGCAUAUAAACGUGUAGAUGUUUCAUCUUUUUGCGGAUGGAUAUAUCUGACUGACAAUAGUUCGUGUUGGUGUGCGCCGCCGCUGCUGAGCUUGACUAGUGUAACGUUAACCUGGAGCAGCAGCGACCGUCGGGACGAUAAACCUCAUGUUGGAUUAAUGUGUUUUUAUCAAUAAAGCCACGAUUGACGUCGAUGGAAUAUUUUUUAUUGUGUUAAUACGCAGAAACUCAGGUAAGUUGUUUUAAAAUGCCUUUGCUGGGGAAGAUAGUGGUGAUCAAGAGAAAUGGAGAAGACGGCACUGAAUUUCCUCUCACAGCUUCAUGCCUUUUCGGGAGGAAACUUAAUUGUGAUAUUCGGAUUCAGCUGCCACAGGUCUCCAAAGAGCAUUGUAGAAUUGAGCUGAAUGAGAAUAAAGAGCUCAUUUUGACAAAUUUGAGCUCCGUGAACCCCACGCUUAUCAAUGGAGAAGCACUGCAGGAGAUUGAACGUUUGAAGCAUGGUGAUCUCAUCACAAUCAUUGAUCGUUCUUUCAGGUUCGAGUACCCACCUCCAAAGACGCCGAAGAAAAAGAGGCUGUCCACAACUGGACAAGACAAAACACCUCAGAAGCUGGAGAAAAGCACACCUGUACCUGUGGAGAAAAGGAAGUCCGAGCAUUCAUUUGACACCUGUUUAAAGGAUGGGUCCAAUUUGCCUCAGUCAUUGGAGCAGACUGUUGAGACUGCAGCAGAUGAGAAACCUAAGAAGGACAGCAUGUCUCCAUUCGGUGAGCUUUACCAAAUGGUCAAACAGGACCUGGCUGCUAAAUCGCCAUGGAAGUCUGGGCUAGCCAAGACACCUCUCGCAAGACCUCAGGUUGACCAAGUUCCUACAUCAGAUGUUAAAAACAAUCCUAAACCUGUCACAGCUCCAUCUACCAAGAGAAGAAGAUCCUCAAAAGGCAACUUUGAAGACCAGACUGGAGUAUAUGUUCCUCAGAGCUCAACAAACGCCACCCCAGAGGGAGAACCUGCCGAAAUGCCAUCAGUGGAGUCCAGCACCCCGUUAGUGUUGGAGAAAAGCGGAACCCCUGUCUCUCAGAAAAAUGGAACGCCUUCAAAAACACCUGAGACGUUCAGCGCUGGCGAGGUGGUCCAGCAGAUUCUUCCAGAGCCACAGCCCGAAGAGAAAACACCCAGAUCCCCAAAGAGGAGGAGAAGUGGUGCGUCUCAGGAUCAAAGCCUUGCCCUCCAAAUAUCUUCCAGCCAGCCUCCGACACCAGGACCAGAGGAGAAGAACACCGAUGUGAAAAUGUCACCAAGAACGUCCCCAAGAGCAAAUGCUGGCAAAAGGUUUCAAGUCCAAGAUGUUCUGUCUGAGAUUACAGCGGACACACACACUGAUGUAGCCAUUCGACAGUCCAAGAAAAAGCGUGUAUCAUUUGGAGGUCAGUUAAGUCCAGAGCUGUUUGACAAAUGUAUGCCCCCUAAUUCCCCUCUUCACCGUGGAGCGACCCCAAGACGAAGUCUUGGACCUUCUCAGAAGCCCCUAUCUCUCCUGCGAAGAGCAUCCACCAUUGGUCUUUUGGCUCUCCGACUUGAGGAAACUGAUAGGGAGAGUGCAAAGGCUCAAAGUAGUCCAGCAAAGAAAGCUUCACCUAAACGUGCAGCCACUAAGACUCCAUCACCUGCCAAGAGGUCACCGAGGGCUAAAACUCCAUCACAAAAACCUCAGAAGUCUCCUUCUGGUGCAGCCACUGCUUCACCCAAAACUCCUGCCUCUUCUAGGAGAUCUUCCUCAUCAUCGAUUGAGGCAGCGGGUAACGGUUCUGCCAUUGAGACUCCGAAGGUGCAGGGGCGAUUUUCAGUUUCCCGCAUCAGCACACCUUCACCUGUCCAGGAUCAGAUGGAUGAAGGGGAAGACAUGCCUCAGGUUUCAGGAACGCCAGCAAUCCCACUACGGAGGAAAAGCAUGAAAUCUGCACGAAAAACACCCAAGAGUGCCAUGACGAGUGCACUUAAUGUUAUGCGCUCAAGGCGCAGUGGAGCAUCACGCGCUAAUCUGAAAGUGUUAAACUCUUGGGCUGAUAUUGUAAAGUUUGGUCAGUCCAAACCUCAAACGGAUGUUACAACCAAGAAAACUACAAAGAGCGUCGUGGUCAAGAGAACCGUAGUUCCAAAGCCCAAGACCCCUGCACGGAGGCUAAAGGAAGAUAUCAGCACUGGGCAUGCCAUGUCUCCAGUCACCCUUGUUGUCGGCAGAGCUCAUUUAAGGACGAACCUGUCUGUUGGAACAGCCCCUAAAAUUGUGCCUAACAUAGCAGUGCUCAAGAAGGACAUGAAAAUGGAUGAGGAUCUGACAGGUAUUGCAGACAUAUUUAAGACUCCGGCUAACAAGUCCAAGAAUAUGGCUCGCAUGAACAGCGCAUGUCCAGAGACCCCUCUGGAAGAUUUUUCAGUCAUGAAAACACCGGAAGAAUCAGGUGAAAUGAUGGUAUCACCAUUGAGCAUGGUGUCCACUGCCAAGCGUGAAAACUACAAAAAUGAAGCAGUGACACGGCUACUUCUGGAUAACCAAGAGGAUAGUUUAUUGAAUGAGGACCGUCUUUUACAACCAGCUGACAAUUCAAAUGACGCACAAGAAUCUGUGGAGAUGGCUGAGAGUGAUCAGACAGAGGAAGCGGAGAGUGUUCCCAAAGUGGUGGUCAAAACUCCCAAACAGGCCGCAGUACCGUCCUUGUGCCUCACUGGAGUCAAGCGCCUCAUGAAGACCCCCAGACAGAGGGCUGAACCAAUUGAGGACCUACGAGGAAAGCUGCUCAAGACCCCCAAAGCCCCUAAAUAUCCACAGGAAGAAAGUCUGGAAGGUGUGAAGGAACUCCUGAAGACUCCCAAACACGGAGGAGUUGUGGUAGAAGACAUGGUUGGAGAAAUAAAAAGACUGACGCAGACACCUAAAGAGAAUAACCCGGUGCUUUUUGCGGAUGGUAACGAAGACAUCACUGCUGUGAAAGAACUCAUGAAAACACCAAAAGUAAUGGAAGAAGAGGACCUGAAUGGCCUUAAACAGCUGAUGAAGACUCCUAAACACAAAGGAGAACCAGUUGAAAAUCAUCUGGGUUUAAAGAGACUGAUGCAGACCCCCAAAGAGAAGGUUGAGCCUUUGGAGGACCUCACCGGUGUGAAGCAGUUAAUGAAGACUCCCAAGCACAAAGGUGAACCUGUCGGGAAUCAGCUUGGAGUCAGUAAACUACAGAAGACCCCAAGACAGAAUGGAGCGGCAGCUGAGGAGGAAUUUACUGGCCUUAAGGAAAUUGUUGAGGAGCCAGAGAGCAGUUCUACACAGAAUAAAUUUACGGAGUCUUUUGAGACACUAGAGCCUGUGCCAGUGGUGGCGAAUGACGACGCUUCCAUGCCCGCUAAAGAUUUUGAUAUGGAAUGCGACAAAGAAAAUGUUUGCCCAGUUGAACCCAUGGAGACCGAAGUUUUCAAAUCUGUGGAUCUGCCGUGCACCACCGAAGCAUUCGAUUCACAACUGAAGAUUGAAUCUGUAGCUGUAGUCCCUCAGGAAGAACACUGUGAUCAGACAAAAGAGGAGUCUGUUUCAGUUCAAGAUAUUGAUGUUUGUUCUUCUGAGGUCGAUGAGAAGACAAAAGAGCAGACUGAAGAAACUACCUCUGAGAACAGUGGUGUAACUGCUGAGUCUACCCAACAUUCACGCACUGCUGAGCAAGAAGAAGAAGAGGCAAUAAAACCUUCACUGGCCAGCAAACCCCAGCAAGGCAGUCGAGGAAGAGCAGCUCAGAAAUCUAAGGCACCUGCGGUGUUGUCAAUAAUUGAGGAAAGUGCACCACCUCCUCCAAGCCCUGGCAGAGGAAGGAGAGGAAAGCAGCUCAUUGAAGUCACAGACGUUGCUGCAAGCCCAUUAAGAAAAUCAGCCCGUGGAAGAGUCUCCAAGCCCAGCUUCGAGGUCGAAGAGGUAAAGAAUACAGAAGCUGUCCAGGCACCUGUGGCCUCCAUGAAAACGGAGGUAUCAGACAGCCAACCUGAAAUUGCAAAGACCAAGAAUGGAAGAAAAGCUCAAAAAGAUGAUGCUGAAAUUGAGCCUGUGGAAGAUGCAAGUGCUUUGGCUGUGCAGUGUUCUGAUGUACCAGCACCAACUGGUAAAGAAGAACGGGUCCAAGCCACUGUUCCUAAAGCUGGCAGAAGGAGGAUGAAUAAAAUGGAAAGCCAACCUUCAGAAGAACCUCAACAAAUAACUGAGACAGUUUCUGAAGAAAACGCUGUUACAACAGGGAGUGUCAGUCUGCAGACCUCAGAAGUUGCUGAAGCUCUCGUCACUGCAACAAGAGCCCGAAGAGGAAGGCCACAAAAGAAGGAAAACGUGAAAACUGAACCCACUCCUUCAUUGGAAAGUGAUAUGACAAGCACACCGGUUGAUGUAGUUGCUGAAAAGCCACCGGCAAAGUCAGGGCGAGGUAGAACAUCUAAAAAAGAAACCAUCAAGGACCAAACUGUGGAUGAUGAACCUAAGUUUGAGGCUGCGGUUGACAGUCAAGAUAAACCUGAAGCCCCGGUGGUCAAGUCUGUCAGAGGACGACGGGCCAAACAGCAGAAACCACAGAUGGCUGAAGACGUUGAUAUCCAGUCUGUUGCAGAUGCCAGCACACAUGCGACUGUGACUGAAGAAUACCCUGAAAUAGAGGUGAAGUCUGUCAGAAAUGGGAGACGAGCAAAACAAAUCUCAAAGCAGAUUCCGGUUGAGGCUGAAGAGAACGUUGUUAGUGUGGCAGAGCAAGCAAAGGUCCCUGUUGUAAAAGCGACCCGUAGAAGGCCGAUUGCAAAGGAAGUUGAAUCCGUGGCAGACGUUCCUGUAAAAAGAGGCCGUCGUGCUGCUCUCGAUCCCACACCUCCUGUUGCCGUAGUGUCCGGCCGUGGCCGCAAAGCUGCCGUCAAGGCAGAGCUGGAGGUUACGGAGGACGUGGCUUCAUCUGAAGAGCAAGUUAAGUCCAUUAAACAGACUAGACGAACAGCAAAAGUGCCUGAAUCAAAGAAGGUUAGUUCUGAAAGUGUUGCUGAUGAGAAUACCGUACCGGACAAAGUGGGCAGAGCAACUCGUGGCAAAAAAGAAAAGGGUUCGACCAAGGACACCGCUAAAACCCAGAUGAACGAUUCUGUGACACCUGAGGAAGACACCGUUACAAAAAGCUCAAAAACUGUCAACUGGAGCCCAGCUUUGGGGACCUCUAAAGAAAUUGAAGACUUUGAAACUUCUACAGAUGUCAAAGAAGCACCACUGAAGAGAUCCAAGAAGUUGGAUAAAUUAUCUGCUAAGACGAUGUGUACAGAAAGCGAUCAGUCGGCUGAUCAGCCACUCAGAGGCCGCAGAGGAAGAGGAGCAAGAAAAGAAGAGGAAGCCUCAGUUGAAGACCUUCCCGAAGAGCCUCAGAUGAAGGCCAAGCCAGUGAGAAGAGGAAAAGCAGCGGCUUCCGCAGCACCUAAAGCAGAACCCAAGGACAUCAAGGCAUCAACUCCACUGAAGAGGAAACGUAACGAGCCGUUGGAGGUAACUGAGGACCCGAGAGAUAAAGAACCUUUACCCAAGAGAAGAGGUAGAGUAGCCAACAGCACUGAAGUUGUUUCCAGCAAAGAGAAAACUCUUGAACCUGAACCUACUCCCAAGAAGACUAGUAAAAGAACGACAAGAGGACAGAACAAGAAACUUCAGGAACCUGAUCCAGCACCUGUCCCGGCUCAAGAGUCUGUUUCAGGCACUCGUAAAGCCAGAGGUGUGAAGAAAGCAGAAGCAGCUGAUAUCUCUAUUGAGGCCGCUCCUCUCAGGCGCACCCGCAGAAAGUGAAGCACUGAUCUUACAGAGUGGUCUUUAUCUUCAAGCUUGGAAAAAAUGUUUGUUUUAUAUUUUUGGACUUUUGAUUAUGAUUAUUUCCUAUCUGUACCAGGUUUAUUUUUCUAUAAUUUUAGCUGAUUUUAUAUUUGGGGAAAAAAUGAGUAAUGUGAACAUUUUAUCUAGUAUUUUUGUAUACGUUCUUUUUGUUACAUUGCAUUUUAAGUCAGAGAACCUGCAUUUUCAAGCAUCGUGCCUAUGCAGAUUUGUUAAGAUUCUCUAUUUGUGUACUGUUAACCGAAAACUUGAAUUCAUUCCUUGUCCCUGUUUGCUUUUUUAAUUGUAUUAAAAGAAUGAAACAAGUGCUGUGUGAAAACAUUAAGCUGCCAUAACUCUGAAAUGCUUUCAUUAAAAUGUCGUUGUUCA